GCUAUCUCAGCUCCGGAACUCAAAGUCCCUGCCUUCACGUUUCAAGUCUUCACUCAUAACUUCAUAAGUCACAACUCUCUCUCUCUCUCUCAGUGGGUAUAUAAAAGACCACUCACUACUCCCAAGAUAUCUCCUCCCCCCUUUCUUUGCUUUGUUCUGUCCCCAUCUUGAAUCUACCAUCUCCACCUACUUCUAUCUCCUCCUUCUCCAAGAAAGCCUAAAACACAAAAGGCCCAAAAAUGCCAUCCGACGAGCACAAACCCGUGAGGGUCCAGCAGAGCUUCCCUCACCCUCCACCACCUCAGACUCAACCGCUCCCUUGCCCUCGCUGCGGUUCCACCUCCACCAAGUUCUGCUACUACAACAACUACAACCUCUCCCAGCCCCGCCACUUCUGCAAGUCCUGCCGCCGCUAUUGGACCCAGGGCGGCACCCUUCGCAACGUCCCCGUCGGUGGUGGCACCCGCAAGAGCAUCACCAAGCGCUCUCGCUCUACCACUAGUACUUCUUCUUCCUCCUCCUCUUCGUCUUCGUCCACCGUGACCAGCGAGGCCGUGCACGCGAACCCCAUCUCGGUUUUGCCCGAGAUGGUCUCGCAUGAUGUCAGCCUGAAUGAUAACGUCGCGGUGGGUGGUGGGUACGUUAAUGGGAGCUUCAAUUUCUUGCUGAACUCUCAGGGUCCGGGGUUCAUGGGGCCGGGUGGGUAUGGUUUGGGGUCCAUGCCCGGGUUCGAUGAGAUGGGGUUCGGCUUGGCCGGAGGAGGGUCUUGGGCAUUUCCCGAAGUCGGUGACUUUGGCGUUGGGAGUGGCAAUGGAGCAUCGGUGGCUUCUGCAGGGUACAACACGUGGCAGAUGACCGGUACGGAUGAAGCCGGAUUGAAUGACGGCGGGGAUUCCUUUGCUUCUCCGGACCUUGCCAUUUCAACCCGGCCUGGCCAUUUCUAGAGAAAUAGUGCAUUUACCCAUUACCAGGAAAUGCUUUUUACGUUAUUAUCUUUUGGUUUUUGGCUUUGGAUUUUGGUGGGUUUAAUUUCUUUUCGAGAUACUGGGGAUCAAGUGUUAUCAUUCUUCCUUCCAAAAUUAAUGGGUCAAAGUUUGCUUCUUUUGUGGGUCAGUGUUGGUGGGGUAUAGAGUCGUAGACUGGUAUAGGUUUCAUAGCAAAAGACUAGGUUGAAAGCUUUAGCCUUUACCUGAUGCAUGGAUAGUGGUUCCUGAUCUGGGUCCUCCAUCAUUAGGUAGGCUUUCUUUUUGUUUUUUCAUGCUUCUGUAAAUCUUUUGGUCUUUCUUGGACAAAUGGAUGGAAGAAAAAAAAAGACAAGAACAUCCAUUUCAGGAGUUUUAUACUACAGUUACCUACUUUGAGAAAGGCAA
Juglans regia (Persian walnut) is the source of this 1370-nucleotide messenger RNA. Its product is annotated as dof zinc finger protein DOF1.6-like. Lineage: Eukaryota; Viridiplantae; Streptophyta; Magnoliopsida; Fagales; Juglandaceae. Bases 240 to 944 code for a protein of 234 amino acids. Gene Ontology annotation, molecular function: DNA-binding transcription factor activity; DNA binding. The record is from RefSeq and is a predicted model, not a curated record. Gene Ontology annotation, biological process: regulation of DNA-templated transcription. The transcript has a single exon.